This is a messenger RNA of Trachemys scripta elegans, 3176 nucleotides long. Its product is annotated as aldehyde oxidase 1-like. Bases 1034 to 2926 code for a protein of 630 amino acids. Lineage: Eukaryota; Metazoa; Chordata; Testudines; Emydidae. The record is from RefSeq and is a predicted model, not a curated record. Gene Ontology annotation, molecular function: FAD binding; oxidoreductase activity; 2 iron, 2 sulfur cluster binding. The transcript is spliced from 16 exons.
CAGCAAGGUCCUAGUAGCCGGUUCCUGAGAGCCUGCUGAUCUGAGUUAGACUGAUUUGUGUGUGGGCAGAAGCGGGUGUUGAGCUCAAACCUGAGUCAGAGCCUGGACUUAGUGUGCAGUGUAGCUAUAUCCUUUGUAUCCAAUCUUAUUUCCCCUUCAUCAAAAGGGAAAGUAUUCCACCUGGGCAUGGUCAUUAAAAGCUGAAAGCCCAAGAAACCCUUCCCCUCUGAAAUACAGGCUGCUCCAUACCAUGGUAAAGUUGAGGUUUUAUCGUGGUGCCUUUAAAUGCCCGAGGACAAGCUAGUCAUUCUCAUGAGUCCCAUGUUGCCUCCCACCCAUCCAUCAUUCCGUACUUGGUUCCCAUUAGUACUUGGUUUCCAGCAUGACGGGGCAUGUCAUUGCAAUGGCCACAUCCUUCAGACAGACCUGUUGCUCAGUGAAUGGAGCCCCCAAAAAUCAACAGUGAGCUUUAUUAAACUUAAAACAGGUUCGUUUAAAACCCAACUCCCCUUCCUGCUCUCCAUAUAUUGAGAAUUUCCUCCAUCUUCCUGCUGCAAGGUCUCUGAGGAGGAAGGGGCUAAGCAUGGCCUUGUUACAGUACCUCUCUGGAGUGAGGAGAGCAAAGAGACCCAAACUGUGUCCUUCACCUUCACUAUGGCUUUGAAAAUACAGGCCCUGAUUCUGUUCUCAUCCCCAUUUUCUUUACACAAUUGUACCUCUUUUGACUGAAGUGAAGCUACUCCUGAUUUAAACUGGUGUAAUCAAUUGCAGGAUCGGGCUCAAGGGUUCUUGUCCUCAUGUGGCCUUUCAUAACCCUCUGUUACUGCUCAUCUUCUCCUCACUGUGAACCUUGCAGGGCUCCUGGAACAUAAUUAUUUUUAUUACUUCUUUAGCUGUCAAUACAAGACUGAGUGCUAUUGUCAAAUACAUUCACAUGUCUACAGAUUAUGAUCAAAUGAAAGGAAUAUGCCAUAACACCAAUACACUAUAUUAAUACCCAAUCAAAGCAUUUGAGAAAGGCCAGGUAAUCCCAAUGGGAAAAUUGCAAUACAUCUCAAUAAUGUAUAAUCUCUUAUUUCACUUCCUUCUGCAGAUAAUAGAGAGGAAUGCAAACCCUGAAAAAUUGCUGUUGUCUUACCUGAGAAAGGGACUUCAUCUCUCAGGAACGAAAUAUGGUUGUGGAAUAGGUGGCUGUGGAGCCUGCACUGUGAUGAUAUCCACAUAUGAACCAACUUCCAAGAAGAUAAUGCAUUAUCCUGCCAACUCCUGUCUUUUACCCAUAUGCUUGCUGCACGGCUCUGCUGUCACCACUGUGGAAGGUGUUGGAAGCACAAAAACAAGGGUUCAUCCAAUUCAGGAAAGGCUGGCCAAGUGCCAUGGCUCUCAGUGUGGCUUCUGCACCCCUGGAAUGGUGAUGUCCAUGUAUGCUUUGCUGAGAAACCACCCUGACCCCUCCAUGGAGCAGAUAACUGCAGCUCUGGAUGGUAAUUUGUGCCGUUGCACUGGAUACAGACCAAUAAUAGACACCUACAAGUCUUUCGCUGGGGAAGCAGCAUGUUGUCAACUGAGAGGAACGGGGCAAUGUUGCCUGGACAAAGAAGAAGAUGUGUGCUCAUCUUCUGACAAGGGAAAUCAGAUGCAUUCUGGUCUCUGCAAUCCUGAAGAAUUCCAGCCUGUAGACCCAACCCAGGAGUUUAUCUUUCCUCCUGAACUAAUGAGAAUGGCUCAGGAACAGCAAAAAAGAACUCUAGUUUUCCAUGGGGAAAGAACAACAUGGAUUUCUCCCAGUAACCUCAGGGAACUUCUGGAGCUGAAGGCCAUGUACCCUAAAGCACCUCUCGUUGUAGGGAACACCAGUGUGGGACUUGAGAUGAAACUUGAUGGUGUUCAUCAUCCAGUUAUCAUCCAUCCCACUAGGAUUCCAGAUCUGCAUGUUGUGAGUAAUACAAACAAUGGACUAGUGAUAGGUGCUGCCUGCUCUCUGGCCCAACUCAGAGACAUCCUGAUGAAAGUAGUCCCGGAGCUUCCAGAGGAGAAGACAAAGAUUUUCCGUGCUCUCUUGCAGCAGCUGAAAACCCUAGCUGGAGAACAAAUCAGGAGUUUGGCUUCCUUAGGUGGACAUAUUGUAAGUAGAGGUUCAACUUGGGAUCUGAACCCUGUCCUAGCAGUUGGCAACUCUGUCCUCAGUCUGGUAUCAAAAGACGGAACACGACAGAUUCCUUUAAAUGAUCAGUUUCUUGCUGGAUAUGGAAAUGCAGAUCUUAAGCCAAAAGAAAUCAUAGUCUCGGUUCUCAUCCCGUACUCUAAGAAGGAUGACUUUGUGUCGGCAUUCCGACAGGCCGAGCGCCGGAAAAACGCUGCAUCAGUUGUGAAUGCUGGAAUGAGAGUCCUUUUCAAACCAAACACUGACAUCAUUAUGGACCUGAAUAUUUUAUACGGAGGCAUUGGCCCUACCACAGUCAGUGCAAGGAAAUCCUGCCAGAGGCUCAUAGGGAGGCAAUGGAAUGAGCAGAUGCUGGAUGAAGCUUGCAAACUGGUGCUUGGAGAAAUUUCUCUCUCCCCCUCAGCUCCAGGAGGGAAGGUGGAAUACAGAAGAACUCUGCUUGUCAGCUUCCUUUUCAGGUUCUACCUGGAAGUGUUGUAUGGAUUAAAUAAAAUGUACCCAGCUAAGUAUCCUGACUUAUCAAAGAAGAACUUGAGUGCCCUAGGAACAUUUCACAGUGAAGCACCCCAGGGUAUGCAAACAUACCAGGAUGUAGACCCAGCGCAGCCUCCCCAAGAUCCAGUAGGACGUCCCAUCAUGCACCAAUCCGGGGUUAAGCACGCCACUGGGGAAGCUGUUUAUUGCAAUGACAUUCGUGCUGUGGCUGAAGAGCUUUUCCUGGCUGUGGUAACCAGUCCCAGAGCCCACGCAAAGAUUGUGUAAGUAAAUAAAAGAGAUGUAAGAAAAAUGUUACAGUAUGAGGUCACUUAGAUGUUUCCCCCAUUUUUUAACAGACUUGGGUCAUACUAAUGAAGCAUGUUCAUUUUAUUGGAUUAGGGCUGGAACAGAGCAUGGUGGAAAAGGAAAUCAGGAAACAAGGGGUGGAUGAAAGUGUAAUUCAUAUGCAAAGAAGGAGUUUUAGCAGCUAAUACUUUUAAACAUGGGGUCUUAUUGUCUGGAGAAGAAAAAUGUA